This is a messenger RNA of Papaver somniferum (opium poppy), 4725 nucleotides long. Its product is annotated as regulator of nonsense transcripts 1 homolog. Gene Ontology annotation, cellular component: cytoplasm. The record is from RefSeq and is a predicted model, not a curated record. The transcript has 29 exons. NCBI's taxonomy places the organism in Eukaryota, Viridiplantae, Streptophyta, Magnoliopsida, Ranunculales, Papaveraceae. Gene Ontology annotation, biological process: nuclear-transcribed mRNA catabolic process, nonsense-mediated decay. The coding region runs from base 186 to 4043 and encodes 1285 amino acids. Gene Ontology annotation, molecular function: zinc ion binding; ATP binding; RNA helicase activity.
AUCUGCGUCUUUUUUCAGUUCUGUCUCUCGCUUUUCUUAUUUUCCCCAAUUUCUGUCUCUUCGUCUCUCUCUUUCUCAAACCCUAACCCUAAUAAAUCCUGAUCACAUCAAAUCACAGAGAGCACGAACCGUAACGAAAACCCUAGUUUUAUCCAAAAAAACAAAAACUAGGGUUGCAUCAUUCAAUGGCCGCUCAAACGGUUGUAAACAAUCUAUACGAAACGGCAUCACAACCUGAUACAGGGAAUGAUGCUUAUACCUUUCUAGAAUUCAAUACACAGGGUGAUGAAUUUGAUUAUCCUGAAUUUCGUGAACUUUCACAACCAAUUAGGGCAUCUGUCUGGUCUCCUACACCUGGUGCUCCUCCGUCAUCAGAUUCUGUAAUUGUCGAUCCGGUUGAAAGAAGUUCUUCUGAUCUUCAAACUGAAACAAAUCCUGUUUCUCCUGUUGCUGCUGCUUUAGGAGGAAGUUCUUCUAAGGUUAGAGGUGGUGGUGGUGGUAGUAGUAGCAGCAGCAGUAGUAAUAAUAAUAACCAGGCUGUGGUUGAUGCCUUGGCAUCAGGAAUGACUGGUUUGAGUUUUGAAGAAACUGGUGAUGAUGAGAAUUUUGAGUAUGGUAAAGGUGAUUUUACGGAACAUGCUUGUAGGUAUUGUGGUGUUCAGAAUCCAGCUUGUGUUAUUAGGUGUAAUGUUCCUUCCUGUAGAAAAUGGUUUUGCAAUUCUCGUGGAAACACUUCCGGUUCUCAUAUCGUUAAUCAUCUGGUUCGUGCAAAGCACAAGGAAGUGUGUCUUCAUAAAGAUAGUCCACUAGGAGAGACAAUUCUUGAAUGUUAUAAUUGUGGGUGCCGUAAUGUGUUCCUUCUUGGAUUUAUUUCUGCCAAAACAGAGAGUGUUGUUGUUCUACUCUGUAGAGAACCUUGUUUGAGUGUCAAUGCAUUGAAGGAUAUGAACUGGGACCUGAGUCAGUGGUGCCCCCUUAUCGAUGAUAGAUGUUUCUUGCAGUGGCUUGUUAAGAUUCCUUCUGAGCAAGAGCAGUUGAGAGCACGCCAGAUUAGUGCUCAACAAAUAAAUAAGGUGGAGGAGCUUUGGAAGUCAAACCCGGACGCAUCGUUUGAAGAUCUUGAGAAACCUGGAGUGGAUGAUGAACCUCAGCCCGUUGCUUUGAAGUAUGAAGAUGCAUAUCAGUACCAAAAUGUAUUUGCUCCACUAAUCAAACUUGAGGCAGAUUAUGAUAAAAUGAUGAAAGAAUCGCAAAGCAAAGAUAAUGUCACGAUUCGAUGGGAUAUUGGUCUCAACAAGAAACGUAUUGCGUACUUUGUAUUUCCAAAGGAAGAUAACGAAUUGCGACUUGUACCUGGUGAUGAGUUACGGCUUCGUUAUUCCGGGGAUGCAGCUCAUCCAGCAUGGCAGUCUGUUGGGCAUGUGAUCAAACUAACUGCUCAAGAAGAAGUUGCACUUGAGCUCCGUGCCAGUCAGGGUGUUCCUGUCGAUGUGAACCAUGGCUUCAGUGUUGAUUUUGUUUGGAAGAGUACCAGCUUUGAUCGGAUGCAGGGAGCAAUGAAAACUUUUGCUGUGGAUGAGACAAGUGUCAGUGGGUAUAUAUACCAUCACUUGUUGGGCCACGAAGUUGAGGUUCAGGUUGUCCGCAAUACACUACCUCGCCGAUUUGGCGCACCAGGCCUGCCAGAACUCAAUGCGUCUCAAGUUUUUGCUGUAAAAAGUGUACUUCAAAAGCCAGUAAGUUUAAUCCAAGGUCCUCCUGGCACGGGCAAAACUGUCACUUCUGCUGCCAUUGUUUAUCAUAUGGCAAAACAAGGCCAAGGGCAGGUCUUGGUCUGUGCUCCAAGUAAUGUGGCUGUAGAUCAACUUGCUGAAAAGAUUAGUGCAACUGGGUUGAAGGUUGUUCGUCUCUGUGCAAAAUCAAGAGAAGCUGUGAGCUCUCCCGUUGAGCAUUUAACACUGCAUUAUCAGGUCCGACAUCUUGAUACUUCUGAAAAGAGUGAACUUCACAAGCUUCAGCAGCUGAAAGAUGAACAAGGAGAAUUAUCAAGUAGCGAUGAGAAAAAGUAUAAGGCCCUUAAACGGGCGACUGAGAGGGAGAUAUCUCAGAGUGCUGAUGUCAUCUGUUGCACAUGUGUUGGUGCUGGAGAUCCUAGACUGGCAAACUUUAGGUUUCGUCAGGUUCUUAUUGAUGAGUCAACUCAGUCAACUGAGCCCGAGUGUCUAAUUCCUUUGGUUCUAGGAGUGAAACAGGUUGUUCUUGUUGGUGAUCAUUGUCAGCUUGGUCCCGUCAUCAUGUGCAAGAAGGCAGCUCGUGCUGGCCUGGCUCAAUCUCUCUUUGAGCGCCUUGUGCUCCUCGGCGUAAAACCUUUCAGACUGCAGGUUCAAUAUCGAAUGCAUCCAUGCCUCUCGGAGUUCCCAUCUAACAGCUUCUACGAAGGUACUCUUCAAAAUGGAGUGACCAUUAAUGAAAGACAAUCUACUGGUAUUGAUUUCCCUUGGCCCGUGCCAAACCGUCCCAUGUUCUUUUAUGUGCAGAUGGGGCAAGAGGAAAUAAGCGCUAGUGGAACUUCAUAUUUGAAUCGUACAGAGGCUGCAAAUGUAGAAAAGAUUGUGACAACUUUCUUAAGGAGUGGUGUGGUUCCUAGUCAGAUUGGCGUUAUAACACCAUAUGAAGGACAGAGAGCCUAUAUUGUGAAUUACAUGGCAAGAAAUGGUGCUCUCAGGCAGCAAUUAUACAAGGAAAUCGAGGUCGCUAGUGUUGAUUCGUUCCAAGGGAGGGAAAAGGAUUUCAUUAUCUUGUCCUGUGUUAGGAGCAAUGAGCAUCAGGGCAUUGGGUUCCUUAAUGAUCCACGUCGGCUUAAUGUUGCUCUCACUCGAGCUCGUUAUGGUAUCGUAGUUUUGGGAAACCCGAAAGUAUUAAGCAAACAGCCAUUAUGGAACGGCUUGUUGACGCACUAUAAGGAACACGGAUGCUUGGUGGAGGGGCCUCUUAAUAACUUGAAACAGAGUAUGGUUCAGUUUCAAAAACCGAAAAAGAUAUACAAUGACCGCAGACUUUUCUUUGGAACUGGUCCUGGAGUUGGAGUUGGUUCUAAUGAUAAUUUCGGUUCGUCAAGUCCCAAUGCUGAUAAGAGAGGCAAUCGUUCUAAAGGUUACAUACCGUCACCUAGUGGUCCCCAUAAGCCUGUUGUCCAUCCGGCAGGGUUUCCUGUUCCACGCCUUCCUCUUCCACCUUUUCAUGGUGGUCCUCAUUCUCAGCCCUAUGCUAUUCCAACUCGUGCUGCUGUUCAUGGACCAAUUGGAGCUGUUCCCCAGGUUCCUCAACCUGGGAGUAGGGGAUUUGGGGCUGGUCGUGGAAAUGCUGGUGGUCCUAUUGGUGGGCAUCUGUCUCACCAGCAAGGUUCACAACAAGCUCUUGGGAGUAUUGGCUCAGGUUUCAAUUUCCCUCCAUUGGACAACCCAAACAGUCAGUCAUCCGUGGGUGGUCCAUUAUCGCAAACUGGGCUUAUGACUCAGAUGCCAGUGCAAGGGCUCAGCCAGACAUUCCGUGAAGGAUUUUCUAUGGGUGACAUGUCACAGGAAUUCUUGGGUGACGACUUUAAGAGCCAAGGAUCACAUGUUGCUUACAAUGUUGCUGAUUUCUCCACACAGGCUUCUCAAGGCGGGUAUGAUUAUGUUGCACAAGGUGCACAAACUGGAUUUCCUGGGAGCUUUUUAAACCAAAAUACUCAGCCUGGAUAUUCACAUUUGGGUUCUGGAAAUGAUUUCAUUUCUCAGGAUUACAUGGCGCACGGAUCUCAAGGGCUGUUCACCCAAGUGGGUUUAACUGAUCCAUCGGCAGAUGAUUCUUCUCAGUCCCAUUUUGGUGUCCCAGGCCACAAUCCACUUCAGACACAGGGCUUAAUGAAUCCACUUUACUCCCAGCCCUUCACCCAUUAUAACACUACCCAGCCAGGAAAUAUGCAGCCUCCCCAACAGCAGCAGGGUCAGGGCCAGCGCUCACAAAACCAUAAGCAGCAGCAGCUCCACUACAGCGGCUGAGCCGCUGCGGGCCUCUGAUUAGUUGAUGGGUUAUACUCUUUUGCAUCCCAGCAGAUUGGUUAUGCUGUCAUGACAUGCAUGCUGUUUCGUAUCUGCCUUGACACAUGUUGAAGAAAAGAAGACAUCACCACAUUUUGAAGCUAUAUGCUUUUCUCCUAUUUACACAAUGGUGGUAGGUUGGAUUGGUUUUGGUGAAGUUUCAGAAGGCUUUUAAGUUGGUUGUUUUCGCAGACGGCUAAUAAUGUCACGAAGGGCUAUCAUGGGCAGCAUUGCCUGAGAGAUGAGGAAAGAAUAAACCCCCAUUCCUGCUUGAAGUUUUCUGUUAUUUUGAGGAGUAAGAAAUUUUGAAGGGAAGGAGCACUCUUUACAUGGUUGUUUAUAAAGAUGACGAUGACGACGACAAUGAAGGCUCAAAUGUGCUGUUCAUUUGUGCUUGUAGAAAAUAUGGGAUGGCAGGUCGAUCAGCCUAGCAAAAUAUUGUGUACAUAUAUAUUAACUGAUCAUUCCACCCGGCAAAAUAUCAACCUGGCCCCACCUUAAGAUUUACUUUAGAAGUGUCUCAAAAAUUUCUCCCAUGAAUUGUAUUUGGGGCUAUUUAGUGGUAUUUUAAAGUUCGAAACGAAAAACCUCUAUUUGAUGGAUGUGGCAUGUUACAUGAUAUAUCAGUAUUCUUUUUGGUGUA